AAUUUAAUUGUUGAUCCGAAAACAUUAAGUCGACAUAUAGAUCGAAUUUAUGAUGAACGUAAAUGUCAAUUAAUAAGUUUAUUUCAAACCAUCAAAUCAUUUAUUAUAACGGUGGAUUUUUGGAAAGGGUAUUUUACAGGUGUUCAUUAUGCUGUUGUUGAGAAACUUAGUGAUGAAAAACGUCCAACAAUUCAUCUUGUUGCACCUCUUCGUCAGUAUCUUAUCAAUUGUUGUGUCAUUCAUAAGGAUGAUGAAGGUGGUCUGAUUUCGAUAAAGAAAUUCAUAGAUGAUCAAAUAAAGACCAUGUGGAUAUCUCAAGAUGAACAUUUACUAGCCACCAUUCUUCAUCCACAACUCAAACAUUUUGAUUAA
Rotaria sordida is the source of this 372-nucleotide messenger RNA. The record is from the annotation of a GenBank genome assembly. Lineage: Eukaryota; Metazoa; Rotifera; Eurotatoria; Philodinida; Philodinidae.